Clupea harengus (Atlantic herring) is the source of this 3287-nucleotide messenger RNA. It is a transcript of the gene kctd12b, whose product is annotated as potassium channel tetramerisation domain containing 12b. Gene Ontology annotation, cellular component: signaling receptor complex. The record is from RefSeq and is a predicted model, not a curated record. Gene Ontology annotation, biological process: regulation of G protein-coupled receptor signaling pathway; protein homooligomerization. Lineage: Eukaryota; Metazoa; Chordata; Actinopteri; Clupeiformes; Clupeidae. Gene Ontology annotation, molecular function: protein binding.
GGAUUGAUAUGAAGCGACGUCACUAUCACGUAGGUGGAGUUUGCAAGAGGAGUAUUACGAGCCGCAUUGCUCGGAAUGAGAGGAACGCAGAGGGUGCAUCGCUGAAGGUUCGGCAGUCUCACGAAACGAGAGACUAUCCCAACAAUGGACGGUUGGGAGAUGUUUAUGUAUGGUUUCAUUAGCUGUAGCGAACUGGUGAAAUUUGCAGUCAUUGUCAUGAUCUUACAGUCAUUGUGAUGAUUCCAUGACUUCCAGUACGGAUUACCACAAUUCCAGUGAUACGGAGCAGAGCCCUGGCAAGUUACCAUCUGAACGACGUUUCUUUGCUUCGCUCAAUGUGAUAGUCAAAGGGCAUAUUCUACUUAUUUGCUGAUUAAUUUGCUUUGAGUGUGUAAUGCGUUAGGCAAAAAUUGAGAGUGCACUGUGGUGAGCAUUAGGGUUAGGCUGGCUUUGCAUUAGGAUAUAACCCAUCACAGUUUAGAAACUUCUCAGUGUAGUGUAUUUUUUAAGCAACACAUUCGAGCCUGCUUUGAACCAUUUAUGACGGAUUGUUUUACAUUUGCCCUCUAUGAAGAAACCAAGAUCCGCUGACCGAACCUAACUACAGUCGAGUUUGUGUUUGUUCCGUGCCACUGAGGACUGUAGCGUUCGAAAAUCCGAUCCUGGAGCAGCAGUGCCUGCUGCAUUAAAGCACCUUUUAUCGGAUUGUACCCUAGGGCUUUCUCUCUCUCUUUCUCUCAAAUGAUAACACCCACCUAUUUACACGGGGAAAAUAACUUAAACCCUUAACUCUCUCCGGAAAACCUUCGUCCCCCCGCACUGCUGUGCAUUUAAAGUUGUGCAUUAGUCAAGUAGGGACCGAGAUCUGAGACAGGGGCAGAGGUGGCCCUCGCUCUUUUGUCCAGGACUGUAAGGGUGAUUUGUGGGGAGGAAACACUGGGACACACACCAAAGCCUCAGCCAUGGCUCUGCCUGACAACUCCAGCGGCUUGCCCGGGGAGGAGGUGCCUUUCCCGGAGAUCGUGGAGCUGAAUGUCGGGGGCCAGGUGUACAUCACACGCUACUCCACGCUCACCAGUGUGCCGGACUCGCUGCUGUGUCAGAUGUUCAGCCAGAAGAGCACCAAGGGACUGGCGCGGGACACCAAAGGCCGCUUCUUCGUAGACCGCGACGGCUUCCUGUUCCGCUACAUCCUGGACUACAUGCGGGAUCAGCAGCUGGUGCUGCCCGACCACUUUCCCGAGCGAGGCAGGCUGCAGCGGGAGGCCGAGUUCUUCAACCUGCCCGACCUCGUCAAGAUCCUGGCGCCCAAGAUUAGCAAACAGAACUCGCUGGGCGACGACGGUUGCCAGAGCGACCCUGAGGAAUCCUCCCCCAGCACCGACGCUGUCCGCAACCUGGCGACGCUGGGCGCGGCAGCGGCCGCCUGCGCUAGCCUGGUGCCUGGCUCGGGUGACAGCAAGCGCUCGGGCUUCAUCACCAUCGGCUACCGCGGCUCGUACACGCUGGGCCGCGACAGCCAGACGGACGCCAAGUUCCGGCGCGUGGCGCGGAUCAUGGUGUGCGGCAAGACGUCGCUGGCCAAGGAGGUAUUUGGGGAGACGCUAAACGAGAGCCGCGACCCCGACAGGCCGCCCGAGCGCUACACAUCGCGCUACUACCUAAAGUUCACCUUCCUGGAGCAGGCCUUCGACAAGCUAGCCGACGCCGGCUUCCACAUGGUGGCCUGCAACUCCACAGGGACCUGCGCCUUCGCCCACGAGCAGACCGACGACAAGAUCUGGACCAGCUACACCGAAUACGUGUUCUACCGUGGCAAAGCCUCAUUCACAGACAUCUGGCCUGACGUCAGUAUCCCGGAGGCUCCCGUGGACCCGCAGCCUUGCGUAGACCCCAACCUGGCUUCUCUCUGCAGCCAAGCAGAGACCAACGACUGCAGCCAAACAGAGACCAACGACGCCCUGGACCUCCGGAACGGUGCUCCCCUGGAACCCCCUCCGCCUCCCUCGCCUCCAGCCCCAGACAGCCCUGACCUGCCCCUACCCCCACCACCACCCCCUUCUGCCCUGGACCCCCUCGCUGCCUCAGCCCUGGAGAGCCCCACAAGUCCGUCCAUCACCUCGCCCCCCAGCCCCCCACCACCACAAUCGCUACCCUCGUCACCCCCGGCGAUGAGUCCGGCACGGCCCACCACCCUGGCCCUGAAGACCCUGCCCCGACCCUCCACUGCCCAGGUCCCAACUCAAGCUUCGGCCCCUGCCAAGGAGAACGGGGGCCCCCCGGGCCCUGACCAGGAAGAGGAGGAGCGGAAGAUGCUGGAGGAGGACCUGAAGAAGUGCAUCGAUGAAUUCAACAAGAUCCGCAUCCCAAAGCUCUUCCCCGACCGCAAGAGGAACUGGCAGAAAGACUUGCUCAAGAAGUAUGAGUGAACUGGGUGAUCUGUGUGAUAUCGAUGAUCUAGAGUGUUCUAGAGUGAUCUAGGGUGAUCUGAGUGAUCUAGGGUGAUCUAGGGUGAUCUGGGUGAUAUAGGGUGAUCUGGGUGAUCUGUGCGAAUGUGACUGCGGUUCUGGCCCUGGGCUUUUGGCGGACCCAUAGUAAGAUUGUAUUUGAGGUUCCUUUGCUCAAUAAUCACAAAUGCUGUAGUGUUCCCUGUCAGUGAUACAGUGCUUUUGUGUGGCCCUGUGUUGAAUGUGUGACUGUUAACAACUGAAUGAAAUGUGUGCAUGUAUGUGAGAGUGUGUGAUCGUAUGAACAUGUGAGAGAGAAAGUGUGUGUGUGUGUAGUGUACUUAAUCAAACUCUCUUACACACUUGAAGAAUACAGAUUGAUACUUCUGGACUCAAGCCAACAAAUAUCAACCUGACACAAGCUGCGUUUCUAUCUGCAUGUUUGGAUAAAUAUGCUUUUCCCCACGACUGCACUAAGUAAAUGAGUUCUUCAUUAUCCCGUAUUUUAGCAGCAAAAACGCUGCCGGUUCUAAAAUGACCAAAACACUGCCAGUCUUGAAGUGACAAAAACACUGCCAGUUCUAAAAUGACAAAAACACUGCCAGUUUCAGUUAGGGACAGACUCUGGAACAGGGCCAUGCCAGAUCAGGGCUGGGUCCAUUCCAGAACCAACUGGUGUCCGGUUCCGGUAUGAUUCUGAGGGUAAAGUACAGUCCUGUGAUUGGUGCUUCUGGGGUUCUGAUGGGAAGUGCUGAGGAUAUGUGGGGCAAUUAAACAUUCCAUCACCAGCUGUCUCAUGUGUGUCAGGUUAUCUCUGUGUCUCUCGCUCUCCUUUUCUGU